Molecule: messenger RNA, 2428 nt
Organism: Lobosporangium transversale
Lineage: Eukaryota; Fungi; Mortierellomycota; Mortierellomycetes; Mortierellales; Mortierellaceae
Product: S-adenosyl-L-methionine-dependent methyltransferase
Exons: 4
Coding region: 36-2396 (786 amino acids)
Biological process (GO): wybutosine biosynthetic process; tRNA methylation
Molecular function (GO): protein binding; tRNA methyltransferase activity
Source: RefSeq, a predicted model, not a curated record
AUUUUCUCUUAUUCAUACACAAGCAAUUUUUCGCAAUGGGAGACCCAGCUGCUGAUCUCGCUGUUCAGGGUACGAACACAUCUAGUAUAACAUCGAAGCGAAGCUUGGAGCGCUUGGGGUAUUUGCAACCAUGCCAUGUCGAAGGAGCCACGGAAAAGGAUUCGCCAUUAAUGCUAAAAUAUGUGGUUCAAAAGCCCAGUCGGCGUUCGCCUGUCAUCAACCGCUCUUAUUACUACCGUACAGAAACCAUACGUUUGUUGGUCGAAGGUUGGAUCCAAGAAUGUGAGACGCUUGGAAUGGAUAAUUGCGCCGUAAUUAGUCUGGGAUGUGGAUUCGAUCCAACGUUUUUCCGGCUAAAAUUAUUACAAGAGAGGAGAGAAACCAGGACAAAGCUCAAAUAUAUUGACAUUGACUACCCUACGCUCAUCAUGGAGCGACUCUACAUGGUUAGGAAUCAGGAAAAGCUAUUUGAUCUUCUUCCUGAGAAUCCGUCAAAGGACGAUGUGGCAGAGUUCGUCUCGGAUACAUAUUCAUGUCUUGGCGUUGACUUGAGGAACCUAAAUGAAUUGGAGAAGAGGCUUGAAGAAGCAGGUAUCACCAAGAAAGGAGGACAGCAACAGACGCGGAUGCCCAUUCUUGUGGUCUCUGAAGUCGUUCUGGCAUAUCUUGAAGCCGAAGAAUCAGAUGCUGUCAUCAAAUUUUUCGCCGACUUCCCUGAAGCAACUUUUGUCCUGCACGAGCAAUGUAUCCCAACAUUCGAUGUAGAUGAACAAGGGAAUGAAAACUUACAUCCCUUCGCAUUGACGAUGUUUCGGCACUUUGAAAGGACCAUGACACCUCUCAAGACACUUCGUGAGUAUAUGAGCAUUGAGGAUCAGCGCGACCGAUUCCAAGAGUUGGGGUGGCCCAAUUGCGAAAUCAUGAAUAUGAACCUGAUGGCCGAUUUACUUGUUACGCCCAAUGAGUCCGACCAUCUCAGGAUAUCUCAACUGGAGCCUUUUGAUGAAUACGAUGAACAACAUUGGAUCGGAUCUUAUUAUUUUACUGCCGUCGCCUCAACGGGCCCAAAGGAGGGUGUAUCCGUCCCGACUCGGAGUCCUGAUGUCCUUCGAGGCAUUGGAUUGAGUGCAAAGCUUCAGCACGCUUUGUUUAUGACUGAGACUCCUAUGGAUAAAUCGAGCUACAUCAGUAUUGACCAUAAGUCAGCAUCUGCGUCCUCUUCACAACGUUCGAUCGUGGGAAGUAUCAAAUGGGCAGGAGAAGUUCUGUUCCCAGGUUUGGACAUUAACCGAAAGGGCCAUUCGCUUACUAUCUUGGGGGACUAUGCAUAUGCUUUUGGAGGCUUUGGUCUUGAUGCUUCAGAUGGUCUAGAAGAUCAGAGGAUUUUCCGCGCUCGGUCGCAACAAACACGGCUAGCCACCAUGUUACGGAUCAAUCUGCAAGAUGGAACCUCACAGAUGUUACCCCGUGAUGACGACGAACCUGCACCUCGUAUGCACCAUUCUGCUGUGUCAACGCUGAAUGGCUCUACGAUAUACAUGUACGGUGGCAGAGACGGUCCCACGAAGGUGCAUAACGAUGUUUGGAGAUUCACUCCAGAAAAUGGAUGGGACCCCAUAUGGCGCGCCAGAGUGAACCCUAUGAGUAACCAUCGGGCCCCAAGCGGGCUCUUUAAGCAUACUGCCAAUAUGAUGGUAAUUGAUGAUAAAGAGAUGAUGGUCGUUUAUGGAGGAAGAAAUGGAGCUGGAGAAGCUAAUGAGACGAUCUGGGCGUUUGUUAUUCCGGAUAAUCAAUGGGUGCCAUUUAUGUGGCGCAGUUCAGAACGGCAGCCAAAAUACAAAGGGAUCUUUUCACAUAGCAGUGUUGUUGUCAAAGAUGAAGACCAGAGGAAUGUAUUGCUUGUUAUUGGGGGGAUUCAUGGGAAAGAUGAAAAGGUUCUUAAUUCUGUUACAAGGGUUACGAUGGGGAGAACACUGAAUAUAGAUGAAAACACAGUGCUACAUUGGGCAGAAGCUGAUGAGAUAAGCUUACAAGAGAUAAACGACAACAGUAGCGCAGGUAGAAGUAGUAAUAGCGGUGACCAUGCUCAUGUUCAUUCAUUAUUCAAGCCGAGGUUCGGCCACACGAGUGUGGCUGUUGAUGAAGAUCGAAUCUUGGUCAUUGGAGGAGUCUCAUCUCCAGGUCUAUUGUUAUGGCAAGAGACCGUCGUGGAGAUCCGACUAAAGGCUCGUACGUUCCAAUAUCUACGUCCUUCAUCAUUUCGAGAACUGGUGAUGGUAAACCACGCCACUGUAUUGGAUAACAGCCGAAACCGGAUCAUUGGUAUUGGUGGAGGAGGAACAUGUUUUGGUUUUGGGGCGUGGUGGGAUGCUGUGGGAUGGGCUCUAAAGCUUUAGAUGUCUCUGUCUACCGCGUAUUAUAAACCUAU